AUGGCCACCGAAUUAAAGUUGGAGCAGUACGAUGUUAAUAAUCCAAGAUGGGAUCAAAGUAAAUUUUCGGGACGUUUGCGUUAUUUUAUAGCAAUCACUAAUCCGCUGAAAGCAUUUGCUAGCCUGGAUACACUUCAAGAUAGCAAACGUUUGCUUCAAUUAUACAGGGCUGGCAAAGAACCAUAUGGUACUACUGUGGAAGAUUUGCAGCGCGCUCAAGCAUUUUAUGCAUCAGCCUUUCAUCCGGACACUGGCCAGUUACAAACAUUACCGGGACGUAUGUGUGCUAAUGCGUGGGGAGGUACAUUACUUUGCGGAGCAAUGAUGCUGUGGUAUAAAAGUACGAGAGCCGUAGUUUUCUGGCAAUGGGCUAAUCAGUCCUUCAAUGCAAUUGUCAAUUAUACCAAUCGGAAUGCGCAAAGUCCUCUGUCAAAAAGAGAUUUAUUGGUUGCAUAUACCUCAGCGGUUAUUGGUGCACUUGGUGUUGCUGUAGGCUUGAAGAAUUAUCUAGCAAAGCGUGCACUUUCGCCACUAUUCCAGCGUUUCGUGCCUUUGGCUGCCGUAGCAGUUGCAAACGUUAUCAAUAUCUCUUUCACACGACAAAACGAACUACUCAAUGGCCUUCCGGUAACAAAUGAAACGGGACAAGUAGUAGCAAAAUCAAAGUUAGCAGCAUGCAAAGCAAUCAGUUUAGUAGUAUGUUCGCGUAAUGUUAUUGUGGCUCCAAGCAUGUUACUAAUACCCCUGAUUAUGAAUGCUAUGGAGAAAUAUAACUGGUAUGUCAAUCGCGCUAAAUUCUUGAACAUACCAAUGCAGCUUGUACUUACUUUCGUCCUAUAUGGAUCAAUGAUACCAGUUGGCUGUGCUCUUUUUCCGCAAAUUAACAGUGUUAAAGCUACAACAUUGAUGCAUUACGAACCAACAGCUUAUGAGGAGCUAAAACAUCAUAUGGGCGUGAAUAUGCUUGCAACACAGCGUGUUUUUUUCAAUAAAGGAUUGUGA
Molecule: messenger RNA, 1002 nt
Organism: Acanthocheilonema viteae
Lineage: Eukaryota; Metazoa; Nematoda; Chromadorea; Rhabditida; Onchocercidae
Source: the annotation of a GenBank genome assembly